Molecule: messenger RNA, 156 nt
Organism: Dibothriocephalus latus
Lineage: Eukaryota; Metazoa; Platyhelminthes; Cestoda; Diphyllobothriidea; Diphyllobothriidae
Source: the annotation of a GenBank genome assembly
CUGGAGUUCACCUACCUGGCGCCCAAAUCCGCUGACGGUCUCACUGAUGGUCUGGGCACGGGUCUCCUGGUGGUUCGGAAGCCAGAGCUCUCCGUCUCUGAGGAUUGGAAAGUUACUGUCUAUACUGGAGACACAGUGAUCUCGGAGGAGUUGUAA